Leguminivora glycinivorella is the source of this 3513-nucleotide messenger RNA. Its product is annotated as proline-rich protein 36-like. NCBI's taxonomy places the organism in Eukaryota, Metazoa, Arthropoda, Insecta, Lepidoptera, Tortricidae. The record is from RefSeq and is a predicted model, not a curated record. The transcript is spliced from 11 exons. The annotation marks the transcript as partial.
AGCGAGCCGCCCGCGCAGCUGGCGCCCUCCUCGCCGCGCUCCCCCUGCCGCCAGACUGCACCGCCACCGCGAGACAGAAGCGAGCCGCCCGCGCAGCUGGCCGCCCUCCUCGCCGCGCUCCCCCUGCCGCCAGACUGCACCGCCACCGCGAGACAGAAGGUACUGUCUCUCGCCCUCUCUCUCUCUGUAGCGAGCCGCCCGCGCAGCUGGCGCGCCCUCCUCGCCGCGCUGCCCCUGCCGCCAGACUGCACCGCCACCGCGAGGACAGAAGGUACUGUCUCUCUCCUCUCUCUCUCUCUCUGUAGCGAGCCGCCCGCGCAGCUGGCCGCCCUCCUCGCCGCGCUCCCCUGCCGCCAGACUCGAGCCGCCCGCGCAGCUGGCGCCCUCCUCGCCGCGCUCCCCCUGCCGCCAGACUGCACCGCCACCGCGAGACAGAAGGUACUGUCUCUCUCACUCUCUCUCUCUCUCUGUGGCGAGCCGCCCGCGCAGCUGGCCGCCCUCCUCGCCGCGCUCCCCCUGCCGCCAGACUGCACCGCCACCGCGAGACGAAGCGAGCCGCCCGCGCAGCUGGCCGCCCUCCUCGCCGCGCUCCCCCUGCCGCCCGACUGCACCGCCACCGCGAGACAGAAGGUACUGUCUCUCUCACUCUCUCUCUCUGCUGUGGCGAGCCGCCCGCGCAGCUGGCCGCCCUCCUCGCCGCGCGCGCUCCCCCUGCCGCCCGACUGCACCGCCACCGCGAGACAGAAGCGAGCCGCCCGCGCGGCUGGCCGCCCUCCUCGCCGCGCUCCCCCUGCCGCCCGACUGCACCGCCACCGCGAGACAGAAGAGUACUGUCUCUCUCACUCUCUCUCUCUCUGUAGCGAGCCGCCCGCGCAGCUGGCCGCCCUCCUCGCCGCGCUCCCCCUGCCGCCCGACUGCACCGCCACCGCGAGACAGAAGCGAGCCGCCCGCGCAGCUGGCCGCCCUCCUCGCCGCGCUCCCCUGCCGCCCGACUGCACCGCCACCGCGAGACAGAAGGUACUGUUUCUCUCCUCUCUCUCUCUGUGUCGCGAGCCGCCCGCGCAGCUGGCCGCCCUCCUCGCCGCGCUGCCCCUGCCGCCAGACUGCACCGCCACCGCGAGACAGAAGGUACUGUCUCUCUCACUCUCUCUCUCUCUCUGUAGCGAGCCGCCCGCGCAGCUGGCGCCCUCCUCGCCGCGCUCCCCCUGCCGCCAGACUGCACCGCCACCCGAGCCGCCCGCGCAGCUGGCCGCCCUCCUCGCCGCGCUCCCCCUGCCGCCAGACUGCACCGCCACCGCGAGACAGAAGGUUCUGUCUCUCUCACUCUCUCUCUCUGUAGCGAGCCGCCCGCGCAGCUGGCCGCCCUCCUCGCCGCGCUCCCCCUGCCGCCCGACUGCACCGCCACCGCGAGACCAGAAGCGAGCCGCCCGCGCAGCUGGCCGCCCUCCUCGCCGCGCUCCCCCGCCGCCCGACUGCACCGCCACCGCGAGGCAGAAGGUACUGUCUCUCUCUCUCUCUCUCUGUAGCGAGCCGCCCGCGCAGCUGGCCGCCCUCCUCGCCGCGCUCCCCCCUGCCGCCCGACUGCACCGCCACCGCGAGACAGAAGGUACUGUCUCUCUCUCUCUCUCUCUCUGUAGCGAGCCGCCCGCGCAGCUGGCCGCCCUCCUCGCCGCGCUCCCCCUGCCGCCAGACUGCACCGCCACCGCGAGACAGAAGGUACUGUCUCUCUCACUCUCUCUCUCUCUCUGUGGCGAGCCGCCCGCGCAGCUGGCCGCCCUCCUCGCCGCGCUCCCCCUGCCGCCAGACUCGAGGCCGCCCGCGCAGCUGGCCGCCCUCCUCGCCGCGCUCCCCCUGCCGCCAGACUGCACCGCCACCGCGAGACAGAAGGUACUGUCUCUCUCCUCUCUCUCUCUCUGUAGCGAGCCGCCCGCGCAGCUGGCCGCCCUCCUCGCCGCGCUCCCCUGCCGCCCGACUGCACCGCCACCGCGAGACAGAAGGUACUGUCUCUCUCACUCUCUCUCUCUCUGUAGCGAGCCGCCCGCGCAGCUGGCCGCCCUCCCUCGCCGCGCUCCCCUGCCGCCCGACUGCACCGCCACCGCAGAGACAGAAGGUACUGUCUCUCUCACUCUCUCUCUCUGUAGCGAGCCGCCCGCGCAGCUGGCCGCCCUCCUCGCCGCGCUCCCCCUGCCGCCCGACUGCACCGCCACCGCGAGACAGAAGGUGCUGUCUCUCUCACUCUCUCUCUCUGUGGCGAGCCGCCCGCGCAGCUGGCCCGCCCUCCUCGCCGCGCUCCCCAUGCCGCCCGACUGCACCGCCACCGCGAGACAGAAGCUGGCCGCCCUCUCGCCGCGCUCCCCUGCCGCCAGACUGCACCGCCACCGCGAGACAGAAGGUACUGUCUCUCUCACUCUCUCUCUCUGUAGCGAGCCGCCCGCGCAGCUGGCCGCCCCUCCUCGCCGCGCUCCCCUGCCGCCAGACUGCACCGCCACCGCGAGACAGAAGGUACUGUCUCUCUCACUCUCUCUCUCUGUAGCGAGCCGCCCGCGCAGCUGGCCGCCCUCCUCGCCGCGCUCCCCUGCCGCCCGACUGCACCGCUACCGCGAGACAGAAGGUACUGUCUCUCUCACUCUCUCUCUCUCUGUGGCGAGCCGCCCGCGCAGCUGGCGCCCUCCUCGCCGCGCUCCCCCCCUGCUGCCCGACUGCACCGCCACCGCGAGACAGAAGGUACUGUCUCUCACUCUCUCUCUCUGUAGCGAGCCGCCCGCGCAGCUGGGCCGCCCUCCUCGCCGCGCUCCCCCUGCCGCCCGACUGCACCGCCACCGCGAGACAGAAGGUACUGUCUCUCUCACUCUCUCUCUCUCUAGCAGCCGCCCGCGCAGCUGGCCGCCCUCCUCGCCGCGCUCCCCCUGCCGCCCGACUGCACCGCCACCGCGAGACAGAAGGUACUGUCUCUCUCCCACUCUCUCUCUCUGUAGCGAGCCGCCCGCGCAGCUGGCCGCCCUCCUCGCCGCGCUCCCCCUGCCGCCCGACUGCACCGCCACCGCGAGACAGAAGGUACUGUCUCUCUCACUCUCUCUCUCUCUCUGUGGCGAGCCGCCCGCGCAGCUGGCCGCCCUCCUCGCCGCGCUCCCCACUGCCGCCCGACUGCACCGCCACCGCGGAGACCAGAAGGUACUGUCUCUCGCCCCUCUCUCUCUCUGUAGCGAGCCGCCCGCGCAGCUGGCCGCCCUCCUCGCCGCGCGCUCCCCGCCUGCCCGACUGCACCGCCACCGCGAGACAGAAGGUACUGUCUCUCUCACUCUCUCUCUCUGUAGCGAGCCGCCCGCGCAGCUGGCCGCCCUCCUCGCCGCGCUCCCCUGCCGCCAGAUUCAUAUCACGCGAAAGAUCAGGCACGAGAGCCACAGUACAACACAAGAAGUUCCAAUGGUUAACGUUAAGCACUUUUCGCCAGUCAGCCUGUUCAGUUUGGAGAUGGCGAGCGUGAAGUUACUCGAGUUGGUAACAGCUUCAUGA